Messenger RNA from Pipistrellus nathusii (Nathusius's pipistrelle), 732 nucleotides. Lineage: Eukaryota; Metazoa; Chordata; Mammalia; Chiroptera; Vespertilionidae. The record is from the annotation of a GenBank genome assembly.
AUGACAGGCAUCGCCGCCGCCUCCUUCUUCUCCAAUACCUGCCGCUUCGGGAGCUGCGGGCUGCACUUCCCCACCCUGGCCGACCUCAUCGAGCACAUCGAGGACAACCACAUCGAUACAGAUCCACGUGUUUUAGAAAAACAAGAAUUACAGCAGCCAACCUAUGUUGCCCUCAGUUACAUUAAUAGAUUCAUGACCGACGCCGCCCGCCGGGAGCAGGAGUCCCUCAAGAAGAAGAUCCAGCCCAAGCUCUCGCUGACCUUGUCCAGCUCCGUGUCCCGGGGGAAUGUGUCCACGCCGCCACGCCACAGCAGCGGAAGCCUUACUCCCCCCGUGACCCCGCCCAUCACACCCUCCUCCUCCUUCCGCAGCAGCACCCCGACCGGCAGCGAGUACGACGAGGAGGAGGUGGACUACGAGGAGUCGGAUAGCGAUGAGUCCUGGACCACGGAGAGCGCCAUCAGCUCCGAGGCCAUCCUCAGCUCCAUGUGCAUGAACGGAGGCGAGGAGAAGCCUUUUGCCUGCCCAGUUCCUGGAUGUAAAAAGCGAUACAAGAAUGUGAAUGGCAUAAAGUACCAUGCUAAGAAUGGUCACAGAACACAGAUUCGUGUCCGCAAACCAUUCAAAUGUCGUUGUGGUAAGAGUUACAAGACAGCUCAGGGCCUGCGGCACCACACAAUCAAUUUCCACCCCCCGGUGUCGGCUGAGAUUAUCAGGAAGAUGCAGCAAUAA